ACGGAUUAACAAAGCCGCAAGAAAACAAAAUCCAACACAGCCCAGGGGUCAAGCCAAAGCCCCCUUUCCUUUCGCUCGCUUCUGCCGUCGCCUUCAUCCUCCCCUGAUCCCCACCCUCUCUCCCCGUGAUCCGAUCAUCAUCCUCCGCCGCCGCCGCUCCGUCGCGUGCUCUGCUCUCCCUCCUCCGACCGACCGGACCGAGGGAAGGGAGGCUAGGGCAAGAGAGAUGAGGGAAGCGGCGGCCGGCGGCAUGCCCGGGGGAGAGGAGGACGACGUGCGCAAGGUGUCUCGCCAGGACAUACAGCUCGUCCAAAACCUCAUCGAGCGUUGUCUUCAGCUUUAUAUGAACCAGAAAGAAGUCAUUGAAACUCUUUCUUUCCAGGCAAAAAUAGAACCCAGCUUUACUGAGCUUGUCUGGCAGAAACUUGAAGAAGAGAACCGUGAGUUUUUUAAGGCAUAUUAUGUUAGGUUGAUGCUAAAGAAUCAAAUUAUGGUGUUCAACAAGCUCCUUGAGGAUCAGUAUCGUCUUAUGAGUAAGGAGCUUCCUUCUGGUGUGCCUUCUAUGACCCUAACUGCUCCCAAUGGCUCUAAUCCAAGCACAUUGAACCAAAAUGCGUGUUUUUUACCAGAGACAACUCCUAGCACUGCAAUGCCAAAUGGCUUCCUACAUAAUGGAAAUUCUAGUGGUAUAAUAAAUGGCGCUCCAGCAACUGACCAAUUUAUCUAUGAUAGUAAAGUUGUCCAUGGUCUUCCUAGUGGCAUGGAUGCUUCAGCUAGUCUACUAGCAGCACAUAAUUCAACUGUUGGGCAGUUUAAUGGAGACAAUGGAAUAACUGUAAAGGCAGAGUCUAGCUUCUCAAACAAUCCAGAAUAUGCAUUCUGCAACGAAAGCAAUUUCCUAGAGCCUUGCCAGUCGAUUGGGGAUGCCUCCGGUGGGUCCUUCAGCAGCUCUGAGCUGAAUGGGCAACCACUUAGUGAUCCAAUUUUGGACAUGGAUGCAUCAUCAUAUGGUUUCUUGAGCCAGAUACCUCGCAAUUUCAGUUUUUCAGAUUUAACGGAGGAUUUCAGUCAUAGUACAGAAAUAUUAGAGAAUUACGGCAGGUCACCUUUCAUCCCUUCUGAGACAAAUAACUUCUCAGAGUCUACUGCUGGAGAACAUACAGAAAUAGGAAAUAGACGGCUAGAUUCCAUAUCUGAGGGUGUUAGUUAUGAAGAUUUUGGAAGUGAUUAAUCAGCCUUUGAUGCUACCGCCUGAGUUUGAGCAAUGGCGCACCAUUUGUACAGAGUCCUUGGGGCACGCAAAUUUCUAUAAUCAUGGGCAAUGAACUCGCUAAUUUGCGGAAACUGUUCCAUGUGGGGCUUAGGCCCUGUGCUGUAAUAGAAUCAAUUUGGGUGACAAUUGAAGGAUGCAAGAAAUUCAUGUUCCUGUAUUCUUGCUGAUGGUAUUUUAGAAGUGAUCAGUAUACUUCAGAUAGCAUUAGGUCGGUCUGGUUGGAACUCUGUAUGAUGGUUAAGUCGUCCUCAUCUGUCAGAAUCUUGUACAAAGAUUAUUCUUAAACUAUUCCUGCUGCACUUAUUAUGGUGCGUGUCCAUGUCAUGUCCUCUGUUUCCGUUCAAACUUUAGAGUAGUGUACUCUUUAAAGUU
This is a messenger RNA of Brachypodium distachyon (stiff brome), 1645 nucleotides long. RefSeq lists its product as uncharacterized. NCBI's taxonomy places the organism in Eukaryota, Viridiplantae, Streptophyta, Magnoliopsida, Poales, Poaceae. The coding region runs from base 227 to 1231 and encodes 334 amino acids. The transcript has 8 exons. The record is from RefSeq and is a predicted model, not a curated record.